Molecule: messenger RNA, 2742 nt
Organism: Cuscuta campestris
Lineage: Eukaryota; Viridiplantae; Streptophyta; Magnoliopsida; Solanales; Convolvulaceae
Source: the annotation of a GenBank genome assembly
ACCCUCAAGCGCUGGUGGGCUUGAUAUUAAGGAUCUUCAAACACUUCAACAGAACCAAUCGAUCAAGCUUUGGUGGCGGGUAAAUCAUGAUACGGGUGUCUGGGCUAACACCAUGCGAGCCAUCUACAUGCGCAAGGGCACAAUCAAAGAGAAGCUCACUGAUUCCACGCCAUGGAAGAGAAUUUGCCGGGUUCACUCCUUCGCUAUCAGUCACGUUAUUGAUUCUGUGCAUCCCCCACUUUGGGAUGGGAAACCGUUCUCUUCCAAGAAUACCCUCCUUUCUCUCUAUGGCGUAUUACCUUCCCGACUUUCCUGCAAGUACAUUUGGCAUAAGGCCCAAACUCCUAAACUCCGAAUCUUCCAAUGGCUGCCUACCCUUCCCUGAUUUAACCAAGCGCUUCAGCUCCUGUCUCCCCAGCCAAUGUCCGCUAUGCAAGCAAGCAGAAGAUUCCAUAGAUCAUACUCUCGGAAAUUGCAGGUUUGGUUACCAGGUCUCGAAGUACUUUGGCAAUCUCAUCGAUGCUCCCAUGUCAGCUCCCAACCUCAAACUUAGCCAAAUUUUCAUCAGUUGGUGGUUCUCAGGUGAUACGUUCUCCUUCAAAGGGAUUCUACGAGUCAUUAUGCCCGGUGUCAUCGCUUGGCACCUCUGGAAGGCAAGGAACUUAGCAAUUCAUGAAGGCCAUAUCCACACCAAGGAGGGUAUCAUCCAACAGUGUUUUAAACAUAUUCAAGCAUGGUGCUGGGCUUCACGACGCAAAAAAUGGCUGAUCCAUGAUAACACCUUCAGGGGCUUCUAAACUCCAAAACCCUAGAAGCACUGCUCUGUGUGCUCUCUGCUUCCGCCUCCACUGCUCUUCCUCAUCGCCACAUCUGUUCUGCUCUCGGCAUCAAUUUCUCAAAAACCAUGUAUCGCUUCGCAGCAAAUCUUGCCUCUAAGGCUAGGGUCGCCAAGAACUGCACUCAACAGGUAAGUGGUAGGUUAAGUUGGAACAGAAACUAUGCUGCCAAAGAUAUUAGAUUUGGAGUCGAGGCUCGAGCCUUGAUGCUUCAGGGAGUAGAAGAGCUUGCCAAUGCUGUUAAGGUCACCAUGGGGCCAAAGGGGCGCAAUGUUGUGAUUGAACAAAGCUGGGGUGCACCAAAAGUAACAAAAGACGGUGUGACUGUUGCAAAAGGUGUAGAGUUUAGCCACAAAGUAAAAAAUGUUGGGGCGAGUCUUGUAAAACAAGUUGCUAAUGCUACCAAUGAUGUUGCCGGUGAUGGUACAACCUGUGCAACGGUUCUCACACAGGCCAUAUUUGCUGAAGGAUGCAAGUCAGUUGCAGCAGGUAUGAAUGCAAUGGAUCUGAGACGUGGUAUUUCAAUGGCUGUUGAUGCUGUUGUAACAAACCUCAAGAGCAGAGCACGCAUGAUUAGCACAUCUGAGGAAAUUGCUCAGGUAGGAACAAUCUCUGCGAAUGGGGAAAGAGAGAUUGGUGAGCUAAUUGCCAAGGCUAUGGAGAAAGUUGGAAAGGAAGGUGUCAUUACAAUUCAAGACGGGAAGACAUUAUUCAAUGAGCUAGAAGUUGUGGAGGGGAUGAAACUAGACAGGGGAUAUAUCUCUCCGUAUUUCAUUACAAACCAGAAGAAUCUGAAAUGUGAGUUGGAUGAUCCUCUUAUUCUUAUCCAUGAGAAGAAAAUAUCAAGCAUUAAUGCUAUUGUGAAAAUCCUAGAGUUGGCUUUGAAGAAGCAAAUACCACUGUUGAUUGUAGCUGAAGAUGUGGACAGUGAUGCACUUGCAACACUCAUCCUUAACAAACUUCGUGUUGGAAUCAAGGUAUGUGCCAUAAAAGCUCCUGGCUUUGGAGAAAAUAGGAAAUCAAAUCUUCAAGAUCUUGCCACUCUCACAGGAGGCCAAGUUAUAACCGAAGAGCUUGGGAUGAACAUUGAAAAUGUUGAUAUUGAACUGCUUGGAACAUGCAAAAAGGUCACAGUUUCAAAAGAUGACACAGUCGUUCUUGAUGGCGCAGGAGAGAAAAAGACUUGAGGAAAGAUGUGAACAGAUAAGGUCAGCAAUCGAGUUGAGCACAUCCGAUUAUGACAAGGAGAAGUUGCAAGAAAGAUUAGCUAAGCUCUCCGGUGGUGUGGCUGUUUUAAAAAUUGGAGGUGCAAGUGAAGCUGAGGUUGGGGAAAAGAAAGAUAGAGUUACCGACGCUUUAAAUGCCACAAAAGCAGCUGUGGAGGAGGGAAUUGUCCCAGGUGGUGGUGUUGCGCUUCUCUAUGCUUCGAAUGAAUUGGAAAAGUUACCCACUGCCAACUUUGACCAGAGGGUUGGUGUUCAGAUUAUCCAGCAUGCCCUCAAGACACCGGUGUAUACAAUUGCAGCAAAUGCCGGAGUAGAGGGUGCGGUUGUGGUUGGCAAGUUGCUUAAGCAAGAUAACCUUGAUCUCGGUUAUGAUGCAGCUAAAGGUGAAUAUGUGGAUAUGGUGAAGGCUGGGAUUAUUGACCCAUUGAAAGUGAUAAGAACGGCGUUGGUUGAUGCAGCCAGUGUUUCAUCCCUACUGACCACCACGGAAGCGGUGGUGGUUGAGCUUCCCAAGGAGGAGAAGGAUACUCCGGCCAUGGGCGGUGGCGGAAUGGGUGGCAUGGACUUUUGAUGAAAGACUGCAAUCCUCCACAAGACCAUAUUCUUCUUUUCAACUGUAGUCUAGCUUAGCAUACAUGUAACUUCAUCUCUCGAAUGAACAAUAAGAGAUAUAUGUCUGG